GCUGAAGGAAACUCCCUCCUCCCCUAAACAUCACUUCUCUUCCCCUCUCGUGUCUGACUUAUUCUCUCUCUGUGUCUCUCUCGUGCAUUGGCUGUCUGUCUGACAUCUUGACUUCAGUGAGUGGACUGACUGCUAAUGGUUGGCAUUUCCCCAUCACAGAGGAGAGGACGUGUACUGGGUUGAAAACCAUCAGUCUGUCGGUUGUCUUCUCUCAUCAGAGUGCUUCUAACCGGAGUGGGCGCAGCUCUCUUCCUGUCGUCAUGUGGGACUCUGGUCUGGCAGUAACUCAAAGGUCCUGAAGCCUCCCCUCAGGCUGUCUGAAUGGACAUCUCCUGUGCCUGAGGGUUACUGAAGGAGACAGAUGUUCUUGACCCACUUUGGAGAACCAUUGUCGACAACAAGCUGAGUCCCACAACUGACAGAAAUGGGCUUUUCUCCAAUUCGAGCCAAUCAACACAUUUUCAGUGCAAUAAUUCAAAAGAAGACUUUGUAUUAGUCCAUCAGAGAGCUGAGAAGGAACUACUCCAGUUUGGACCUGAACAAAGAUAGAGAAACAGAUGGAUAAAACAAACUUCAGCUUGACUUGCGUGACCAUCUCUAAUAGCCCUAUCAGUGACUUCCUGAUGGGCAUCUACAUCCUGGCCUUUAUCCUGGGCUUGGCCUUUAACCUAUUGACCCUUGGCCCCAUCGUCCAGCAGGUCCGCAGCCAGAACACCCUGGGGAUAUUCCUGCUCAACCUGUCCCUGUCUGACCUACUCUAUAUCCUUACCAUGCCUCUCUGGAUCAACUACUACCACCGGGACCACCACUGGAGCCUGGGCAGCCUCUCCUGCAGCGUGGCCGGCUUCUUCUACUACUCCAACAUGUACCUUAGCAUCUACCUGCUGUGCUGCAUCUCUGUGGACCGCUGCCUGGCCGUCACCUACCCCCUGAGGACCAAAGCCUUCCGCAGCGCGCGCUACGCCUGGGUGCUUUGUCUGGUCGUGUGCGUGACUGUCAUGUCCGGACACAGCCUGGUGCUGUUCAAGGACAACCUGCAGGAUGCCCACGACGACACGCAGGACCGCUGCUACGAGACCUACCCCAUGCCGCAGCCCGUGGCCCUGUUCAACCUGCUGCGGGUGGGCAUCGGCUUCCUGCUGCCCCUGCUGGUGCUGGGGCUGUGUUACUGGAGGAUCAUGGGCCAGGUGAAGCAGAGCGAGGGGCUGGGGGAGCAGGCUAAGAGGAAGGUACGGCUGCUGUCCUUCGGGGUGAUCGGGAUUUUCUCUGUGUGCUUCGCCCCCUACCACCUCCUCCUGCUGACCCGUUCCCUGGCCUACUACCACAUGGACGAAAAUAUGUACUGUCAGUUUGAGCAGAAAAUGCACUUCCCUUUCUCGUGCACGCUGGCCCUGUCCAGCCUGAACAGUGUGGUGGACCCAGUGCUGUAUGUGCUGGUCAGUAACGGGGUGAGGGAGGACAUGAGACUGUGCUUCUGUGGGAACAGACAGGGUCAGAGGGUGAGAGAAAGUCCCCUCUCCACUGAACCAUGGAACACACAUAUGAUCUGAUUACAUACUGUGUGUUUGUGUGGAGGGUUGGGUAGGUUACUUUCUAAAUGUAAUCCAUUACAGUUACUAGUUGCCUGUCCAAAAUUGUAAUUAGUAAAGUAACUUUUGGAUUACCCAAACUCACUCUUAGUUACUUUUGGAUUGCCUUCCCUUUUAAGAGGCAUUAGAAGAAGACAAAAAAGGAUCCAUUCAAAGCAUUUGGUAUGUCAUCAUAGUGGUCUCUGACUCACCCAGGUGGAACAAACUGAUGCUUUUUCCAAUGCUGAAUUGAAUGUCAUUGAGAAAACAGAAUGUUGUCAUAAGGUGUCUGAAUUUAAAAGUAGUCUAAGUAAUCAUGUUGUCGGUAAUCUGAUUACAAUAUCUUUGCUGGUAACGUAACUGAAUACAGUUACAGUUUUAUUGUAAUCAAAUGACGUGUAACUGUGAGCAUGUGUGUUGUAUUUACACCCUUCGCCUAUUGCAGUAAAUCCCUUCCGUGCACAUUGUAAAAAGGAUGGCAUGUUUGUUCUGUGUGACUUCAAUAACAUGUUCUUUCAUAUCAACCCACUUUCAUGGACAAUCAGUCAAUCAGGUUGUCUUUUUAAAAUGUUCAAAGAAAAGCCUUUGUGUAGUUUUUCUUAACAUUCCGCUUGGUGAUGAGGAUGGGUAUUGUGUUUCUGAAUUGGAGCUUUCUAUUAAAACGCCUGUCCUCAUUGGUAAGGAAAAUCCUUUCAAAGUCUGUCUGUUCUGGCUUUAUGUUACAGGAUUGCUCCGCUUGAAGGGCCCUCGACUCUCUUCAGGCCUGCCACAGGUUUUUAUUGACAUGUGCUUGGUUUACAAAUGAACCUUGUUCAAAUUUGCCUGUUUGUGGACUGACAUGAAUCAGAAGAACAUUUGUCAAUUAUAUAUGUACUGUAUAUCCCAAACUAAAUCUACGUCAAACAAUACUGGCGUUGAAAUCAAAGAAAAUACAGUACUGGACAUUGAAGACAUGUCGUACAAAUGUUCACCCAAUAAACAUAAAAGGAAGCUACCCAAAUGUGCAUUUGUUCUUACGUUUCCAUGUACAAUUCCAUUAUCGGACAAAUCAGUUCCCCUCUCAGUCCAUCAAGGUAAAAUAUGAAAAAAACUCAAAUCCAGCGCUGGAAAACAAUGAACUGCCUCAUCAAUUUAGACACUUAGUCAAUACAGCUCUUUAACAAAUGCUCUGAACAUGAGAGGUCACUGUAGACCGUCGCUUUAAUUACGGAGUGUGAUGCUGAUUUAUGUCGGUUGGCGCCCACCCCCCCCUCGGGUUGUGCCGUGGCGGAGAUCUUCGUGGGCUAUACUCUCCCUUGUCUCAGGAUGGUAAGUUGGUGGUUGACGAUAUCCCUCUAGUGGUGUGGGGGCUGUGCUUUGGCAAAGUGGGUGGAGUUAUAUCCUGCCUGUUUGGCCCCAUCCGGGGGUAUCGUCAUACGGGGCGGGGCCACAGUGUCUCCCGACCCCCUAAUCAAAUCAAAUCAAAUUUAUUUAUAUAGCCCUUCGUACAUCAGCUGAUAUCUCAAAGUGCUGUACAGAAACCCAGCCUAAAACCCCAAACAGCAAACAAUGCAGGUGUAAAAGCACGGUGGCUAGGAAAAACUCCCUAGAAAGGCCAAAACCUAGGAAGAAACCUAGAGAGGAACCGGGCUAUGUGGGGUGGCCAGUCCUCUUCUGGCUGUGCCGGGUAGAGAUUAUAACAGAACAUGACCAAGAUGUUCAAAUGUUCAUAAAUGACCAGCAUGGUUGAAUAAUAGUAAGGCAGAACAGUUGAAACUGGAGCAGCAGCACAGUCCGGUGGACUGGGGACAGCAAGGAGCCAUCAUGUCAGGUAGUCCUAGGGCACGGUCCUAGGGCUCAGGUCCUCCGAGAGAGAGAAUUAGAGAGAGCAUAUGUGGGGUGGCCAGUCCUCUUCUGGCUGUGCCGGGUGGAGAUUAUAACAGAACGUGGCCAAGAUGUUCAAAUGUUCAUAAAUGACCAGCAUGGUUGAAUAAUAGUAAGGCAGAACAGUUGAAACUGGAGCAGCAGCAUGGCCAGGUGGACUGGGGACAGCAAGGAGUCAUCAUGUCAGGUAGUCCUGGGACAUGGUCCUAGGGCCCAGGCCAGUUGAAACUGGAGCAGCAGCAUGGCCAGGUGGACUGGGGACAGCAAGGAGUCAUCAUGUCAGGUAGUCCUGGGGCAUGGUCCUAGGGCUCAGGUCCUCCGAGAGAGAGAAAGAAAGAGAGAAGGAGAGAAUUAGAGAACGCACACUUAGAUUCACACAGGACACCGAAUAGGACAGGAGAAGUACUCCAGAUAUAACAAACUGACCCUAGCCCCCCGACACAUAAACUACUGCAGCAUAAAUACUGGAGGCUGAG
Messenger RNA from Oncorhynchus keta (chum salmon), 3907 nucleotides. Its product is annotated as G-protein coupled receptor 4-like. The record is from RefSeq and is a predicted model, not a curated record. Gene Ontology annotation, cellular component: membrane. Gene Ontology annotation, biological process: negative regulation of G2/M transition of mitotic cell cycle; G protein-coupled receptor signaling pathway; G1/S transition of mitotic cell cycle. Lineage: Eukaryota; Metazoa; Chordata; Actinopteri; Salmoniformes; Salmonidae. Gene Ontology annotation, molecular function: G protein-coupled receptor activity. The transcript is spliced from 3 exons. Bases 558 to 1550 code for a protein of 330 amino acids.